Molecule: messenger RNA, 2085 nt
Organism: Parnassius mnemosyne (clouded apollo)
Lineage: Eukaryota; Metazoa; Arthropoda; Insecta; Lepidoptera; Papilionidae
Source: the annotation of a GenBank genome assembly
AUGACGACAAAUCCUAGGAGGGGUACCGAUCCCGUACCCAUGGAAGAGAGCGACCAGUUAACAAUACGACCUUUAGGUGCUGGCCAAGAAGUAGGAAGAUCAUGCAUUAUGUUAGAAUUCAAAGGCAAAAAGAUUAUGCUGGAUUGUGGUAUUCAUCCUGGCUUAUCAGGAAUGGAUGCACUGCCUUUUGUAGAUUUGAUAGAAGCAGAUGAAGUAGAUUUGCUUCUUAUAUCACAUUUCCAUUUGGACCACAGUGGCGCACUUCCUUGGUUUUUGACAAAGACUUCAUUCAAGGGCAGAGUAUUCAUGACACAUGCUACCAAAGCUAUUUACAGGUGGCUGGUCUCCGAUUAUAUUAAAGUCAGUAACAUAUCGACAGAGCAGAUGUUAUAUACAGAAUCAGAUUUAGAAGGUUCCAUGGAUCGAAUAGAGACAAUAAACUUUCAUGAGGAGAAAGAUGUGCGAGGUGUUCGCUUCUGGGCAUACAACGCUGGGCAUGUGCUUGGUGCUGCAAUGUUUAUGAUCGAGAUUGCUGGAGUUAAGGUGCUUUACACGGGUGAUUUCUCAAGACAAGAGGACAGGCAUUUGAUGGCAGCAGAGAUACCUACAGUCCAUCCAGACGUGCUCAUCACGGAAUCAACUUACGGCACCCACAUUCAUGAAAAGCGCGAGGAACGCGAGAGCCGUUUCACCGGACUCGUGAGUGACAUCGUAACGAGAGGGGGACGCUGUCUCAUCCCUGUUUUCGCUUUGGGCCGUGCUCAGGAACUGUUGCUGAUCCUUGAUGAGUACUGGUCUUUACACCCUGAGCUGCAAGACAUCCCGAUCUACUACGCGUCUUCUCUAGCGAAGAAGUGCAUGGCGGUGUACCAGACCUACGUGAACGCCAUGAACGACCGCAUUCGCCGCCAGAUAGCAGUCAACAAUCCGUUUGUCUUCCGUCACAUUUCCAAUUUGAAGGGCAUUGAUCACUUUGAAGACAUCGGUCCGUGCGUGAUCAUGGCUUCGCCGGGAAUGAUGCAGUCUGGGCUGUCGAGAGAAUUGUUUGAGUCCUGGUGCACAGAUCCGAAGAACGGGGUCAUCAUUGCAGGUUACUGCGUCGAAGGAACUCUGGCAAAAACAAUCUUGUCCGAACCAGAGGAGAUCACGACCAUGUCGGGGCAGAAGUUGCCUCUCAAGAUGUCCGUGGACUACAUUUCGUUUUCCGCGCACACCGACUACCAGCAGACCUCCGAGUUUAUCAAUAUACUCAAGCCACCACAUGUGGUGUUGGUGCACGGCGAGCAGAACGAAAUGUCGCGGCUGCGUGCGGCGCUGCAGCGCGAGCACCGCGGCCGCCUGCAGGUGCACACGCCGCGCAACACGCAGCAGCUCUCGCUCACCUUCCGCGGCGACAAGACCGCCAAGGUGAUGGGCUCACUGGCCAUGGAACCACCAGUACCUGGCAGGGUUGUGCAAGGAAUUUUAGUGAAGCGUAAUUUUAAUUAUCACAUCUUGGCACCAUCAGAUCUGAACAAGUACACGGAGCUGACGCAGUCAGAGGUGACGCAGCGGCAGGCGAUCCACUUCGCGGGCGCGCCGGCGCUGCUGCGCCAGGCCGUGCUGCAGCUGGCCGGCGCCGUGGAGUUCCUCAGCGACACGCGCUGGCGCCUCUACGGCUGCGUCGACAUGCUCGUCGAGCCGCCGCUCGUCACGCUAGAGUGGCAGGCGCAACCAGUGACAGACAUGUUCGCGGACGCGGUAGCGGCCAGCGUGCUGGCGGCCGCCGCGCUUCCCGCGCCCCGUGCGCCCCCGCUCGCGCCCAAGCUCGACCGCAUGCACUUCAAGGAGUGCGCGAUCGAGAUGCUACAGGAAAUGUUCGGUGAAGAUUCAGUACCAAAGAUGUUCAAAGGAGACAAAUUGUGCGUCACAGUGAAUGACAAAAAGGUUGAUAUCGACCUGCUUACGUUGGAGGCGGUGUGCAGCGCGGACGCGGCGCUGGAGCGGACGGCGGCCAGCGCGGUGGCGCGCCUGCACGCCGCGCUGGCGCCGCCCCGCGCGCCGCACCUCGCGCCCCCGCACCCGCCCGCCAGCACGCACACCUAG